AUGCCUAACCGAGCUAUCCUUACUGACGAUGGGAUCCUGAUCCAAUCACAAGCGCCUGUUCAUUACCAGCAUGAAUCAACAAGUUUACCGUCCAGCUCACCUGCAUCACCAGCUACGUCGACUGAUUCUCAAAAACGGUUGUUACACACCGAUAGCAGCGACCACGUGUCAUCUGCGGCUUCACCAUCUUCUUCGACAACGUCUUCGAAUUCGACGUCUUCGUCGUCGUCGUCAGGGUUAUUAAACAGUCUACUGGGUUGCUUUACAUGCUUUGACUCGAGUGAGCCAGAGUUGAGCGAUGACCUUCAUGAUUUGAGCCAACUACCUGCUAAUAGUCUUAUCCCGUACACACGUAUUCUGAACGCUGAACACGUGGGCCGUACACCCUAUGAAGAUGCAGAAAACCGUCACCGUCGCCGCCAUAAUAAUAAGAAUAGUAACAAUAAUAAUACUGAGGGUGAUGAUGAUGAUGACGAUGACGACAAUACCAAGGUUAAUGUUGAUGACGAUGACGAUGAUGACGACGAGGACGACGAGGACGAGGACGAUGUUGAAAGCAAGAGCGUUUCAGCCAGUGCUAGUCGUACAGCUCCUGCCAAGAGACCGGGCGCCGCACAUAUACCACGCCAAGCAUCAAGCACUUCUUCCAGUAGCACUUCCAACGACCGUUCUCAUAACAAACCUCACGUCCUACACAAAAAACCAAAACCUUCUGCCUCCUCUUCCUCAUCGUCACCUUCCCCUUCACCUUCAUCUACCUCCAAGAUGAAAACCCGCGUAGCGGCACGCCGCCACGCCACCAUCAGAGUCACGUUUGCCAAGCUUGUCAAGAAUGAUUUGGUGCCUAAACGGUUUGAUGUGGAGAUCGAUCUCACUUCUUUCCCCAACGCAUCCUCCCUCGACGUGGUGUCGUUAAUCCUCGAUAGAUCGUACGUCAACGCCAAACGUAACCGUUCCAUGCUAGUAAUCAUCAACCCUCACGGCGGGAAAGGGUCUGCCAAGAAACUAUACAUGCAGAAAUGCCACCCGUUACUAGCUGCUUCCAAACAAUGCACUAUAGACAUCGCCUACACAAAAUACGCAGCACACGCCAUCGACAUCGCUCGUGACCUAAACAUCGAUAAAUACGACACCAUUGUGUGUGCCUCAGGGGACGGGAUCCCUCACGAGGUACUCAAUGGUCUCUACCAAAGAAAAGACCGUGCCAAGGCCUUUGAUAAAUUAUGUAUCACACAAUUACCUUGCGGUUCCGGGAACGCCAUGUCUGUGUCAUGCCACUGGACUGUCAAUCCUUCAUACUCCGCUCUCAGCAUAUUGAAAUCCAUCGAGAAGAAGAUAGACUUAAUGUGUGUCUCCCAGAAAUCUUAUAUCGAUGGUCCUCAAGAUUCACCUUUCUCACGUCCACGGCUUUCCUUCCUAUCCCAGACAUACGGGAUUAUUGCCGAAUCAGAUAUCAACACGGAAUUUAUCCGUUGGAUGGGUCCGUCUCGUUUUGAUCUAGGAGUCGCUAUGACUGUUCUACAGGGCAAAAAAUACCCAUGUGAUAUAUAUGUGAAAUAUGCUGCUAGAACUAAAGAUGAAGUAAGGUUAAUGUAUAACCAACAUAAGAAUUAUGUUCCAACACCCAAGAAGAUUACUGAUAAAGAUUUCCUUUUGAAAUAUGAUAUCCAUGAUAAUAUUGAGAAUGAUCCAAGCUGGGAUAGAAUAGACCCUGAUUUGACUGAAAAUGUGGGGAUAUUUUAUACUGGGAAGUUGCCCUACGUGGCACCUGAUGUAGAUUUCUUUCCAGCUUCACAGCCGGAUGACGGUGUGUUUGAUCUUGUUAUUACAGAUGCAAGAACCUCCUUGGUGAAAAUUACCAAUGUCUUGUUAUCGCUGGAUAAAGGGUUGCAUGUUCAAUCUCCCGAAGUUCUUCAUGCCAAGAUUACUGCAUUGAAGAUUGUACCAAGAAUCCCUCAAAGUUUAUUUUCUGUCGAUGGGGAAAUGUUUGAAUUAGAACCUAUGUUGAUAGAAGUAUUGCCAAGAGUUUGUAACAUUCUUUUGAAAAACGGUACGUUUGCAGAUAGUGGCUUUGAUAAUAUAUAA
Messenger RNA from Henningerozyma blattae CBS 6284, 2085 nucleotides. RefSeq lists its product as uncharacterized. NCBI's taxonomy places the organism in Eukaryota, Fungi, Ascomycota, Saccharomycetes, Saccharomycetales, Saccharomycetaceae. The coding region runs from base 1 to 2085 and encodes 694 amino acids. The record is from RefSeq and is a predicted model, not a curated record. Gene Ontology annotation, biological process: sphingosine biosynthetic process. The transcript has a single exon. Gene Ontology annotation, cellular component: cytoplasm; intracellular membrane-bounded organelle; membrane.